CCGCGCUCCUACCGGAAGCGGAAGUGGCUGUCCCGGCGGCUGGGGGCCCGCGAUCGGCGGCAGCGGCGGUGGAUGCCCUGCGGGGAGACUGAGGCCCAGGCAUGGGCUCCAAGGCUAAGAAGCGCGUGGUGCUGCCCACCCGUCCGGCGCCCCCCACAGUGGAGCAGAUCCUGGAGGACGUGCGGGGGGCGCCCGCCGCGGACCCCGUCUUCACCGCCCUGGCCCUGGAAGACCCCCCAGGCCCCUCCGAGAGGGCUGAGGACGGCGAGGCCGGGCGGGAGCAGCUCUACCAGCAGAGCCGGGCCUACGUGGCCACGAACCAGCGGCUGCAGCGGGCCGGCGACGGGCUGAAGGCGCAGUGCGAGGGCCUGCGGCGGGCGGGCGCGGAGCUGCAGGUGGACGUCGGCCAUGUGAAACAGGUGGCGCUGCGGGGGGCUGCGGCCGCCUCCUUGGGCUGACCUGGCCUCCGGCUCACUGGGGACAGCCCCCACGGCUCGCUGGAAACUGCCGCCCUCCCCAGGACACCUGAGUGGCCGCCCCUCGGACAUGGGCCCUGAGCCCCAGAAGCGGAUGCCAGGCUUUCUGUUCUGUGGCCUGGGCACACCCUGGUCCCCAGAGAACCCCGGGGACAGAGCCCGCGGGGGCUGUGGGUGCAGCAGGGACGGCUCAGGGUGUGGCGGGUGCACCUGCCUUGGGGGCACAGAACUUCCCCAGGGUCGGGUCAGGACCCUGCAGAUGCGCUCCCCCCAGGGCUUCCCUCCUGGGACCCUGAUCACCGUCGAGCCCAGACUGCACUUCUUGGGGGUCCCAGCACCGAGGGCCGGUCUGUCCAUGCUCCUCCCAUCCUCUGUGACCCUGCUUCCCCGUCAUGCCAUUAAACUGAGCUGGCAGGACCA
Molecule: messenger RNA, 896 nt
Organism: Equus quagga
Lineage: Eukaryota; Metazoa; Chordata; Mammalia; Perissodactyla; Equidae
Gene: C14H19orf25
Product: chromosome 14 C19orf25 homolog
Exons: 3
Coding region: 102-458 (118 amino acids)
Source: RefSeq, a predicted model, not a curated record